Messenger RNA from Drechmeria coniospora, 2967 nucleotides. RefSeq names its product Ankyrin repeat protein nuc-2. The coding region runs from base 1 to 2967 and encodes 988 amino acids. Gene Ontology annotation, biological process: lipid metabolic process. Gene Ontology annotation, molecular function: phosphoric diester hydrolase activity; protein binding. The record is from RefSeq and is a predicted model, not a curated record. Lineage: Eukaryota; Fungi; Ascomycota; Sordariomycetes; Hypocreales; Ophiocordycipitaceae. The transcript is spliced from 6 exons.
AUGGCUCCCUCUCGGGCGACGCUCAUCAAGAGACUCUCGGCGACGCCGACCCUGGCUGCCCAAAAUGAUGUCCAGCAACGUUCCAUCACCCCUGCAGACUCCCAAGCGGCACUGCAGGCGAGCAAGGCCACCUUCUUCUUCCAACUCGAACGUGAACUCGACAAAGUGAAUGCCUUUUAUCUUCAAAAGGAAGCCGAGCUCAAAAUUCGCCUAAAGACUCUUCUCGACAAGAAAAAGGUGCUGCAGACGCGCCAGGACAUCUCGAGGCGCUCCUCCAAGUUCACCACGCUGGAGGAAGGCUUCCAGCAGUUCGCCACCGAUCUCUGCAAGCUCCAGCAGUUUGUCGAGAUCAACGGCACCGCCUUCUCCAAAAUCUUGAAAAAGUGGGAUAAAACGUCAAAGUCCAAGACCAAGGAGCUCUACCUCUCGAGGGCCGUCGAGGUCCAGCCGUUCUUCAACGCCACCGUCAUUAGCGAGCUCUCGGAUCAGGCCACCACGAGCUUGCAGGAACUCGGCGCCUGGUCGGAUGGAAUCCAGGUCAACUUCCAGUCGGGUCACGUCGUGACGAGCCAACAUUUCAUGGGAACCGACGAGGGCGAUGCGGAUACCCUGCUGCUCGACACCGUCAUUGCCGGAAACGCCGAGUCUCUGCGGGACCUGCUCGCCAAGAUGCAGUCGGCGAGCGACCUGAGCGAUGGCGACAAUUCUCUCACGGACCGCAUCACCCGAACCUUUCUGACCGCCAUUCACGAUGCUCCUCAGGCGUCGUUGCAAGUCCUUCUCGACACGGGCCUCGUCGAUCUUCAUUCCUACGACGACAUCAACGAGCGCAACUGCUUGCACCAGGCGACCAUAUACGGCAAGCACUACGUCUUGGAUUGGGCGCUCGGCGCCGGUGUCGCCGUCGACCGCACCGACGUCUACGGAAGAGUUCCCCUGCACUAUGCCAGCUUGCAUGGCCGGCUGAGGAUGCUCGAGGUGCUGCUGGAUGCAUGUCCCGACACCAUCAACCUCAUCGACCACGACAACUUCACUCCUCUCAUACACUCCAUCAUUCAUGGCCACCUCGACUGCAUAGAGCAUCUUCUCGCCAGGUCGGCACGCAUCGACCCGGCCUCGGAUUCGGAUCAUGUCCCGCUCAAUCUUGCCUGCGAACACGGCUCCGAGCCCGUCGUCGAGCUUCUGCUGAGGCACGGUGCCAAGAUCGUGGCGGAUGCCGAAGGCCUCUACCCGCAGCACUUGGUGGCCCGAUCCGGGAAGACGUCGCAGCUGCUGCUGCUGCUGAAGCAGUACGGGGCCGAUCUCGAUCAGAUCGACAAGCUCUACGGCUGGACUCCUCUCGUCCACGCCGCCAGCGAAGGCAAUGUCGACUGUCUUCAGGCCUUGCUCAAGGUCGGCGUCGAUGCCAACAUUGUGGACGAGAAAAAUCUGCCGGCCAUGUACUACGCCGCAUGGGAAGGCCAUCUCGAAUGCAUGAAGCUCCUCACGCCCUUCAACCCGAAGAGCAGGAUGAGCCCGCUCGUGGCACAGACGCUUGCGCCCUUGGACGCCAGCACGGCCCCGGGCCCCAUGUCCCUUGACGCCGAUGCCAUCCCCAUUCUCGAGCUACCACCUCCCAUCAUCCCCCUUCGCCGAUAUGGUCACAACUUCCUUGAUACCAAGACUGUGGUGCAAAUCAACUUUGAGGACACCAAGGAGCAGCCGCUGAUAUUCUUUCAAGAUGGAAAGUAUCCCGCCGCUCGCCUCACCAUUUCCUCCAAGGUCUCUGAUCUCAUCCCCAAAAAUAUCAUCCUACCCUUCCAGGAGGACACGCGCAUCGUUUCCUUCCAAGUCGACAACCUCGACACCUUCUCCCUCGAUCUAGACGUCUUUCCCACCUAUGGCGCCAAGGUCAUCGCGAAGACGGUCGUGCUGCCCAGCGUCUUCAAGGCGCAAGAGGGCAGCUCCAGCUGCAGCCUCCCCCUGUUCGACCCCCGGCUGCGCGCCAUUGGUCAGAUCAGCUUCCGCACGCAGGUCAUCAAACCUUUCAAGGGUCAACCGCUGGAGAUUACCGACUUUGAAACGUACUGGAAAGCGACGAGCCAGUUCAAUCAGCCCACAAGCGCCGUCGUCACAGGGUCGAGUCUCUCCGGCGACUACGUGAGGCUUUCUGUCCAAAAUACGAGCGACGGCGUUCCCAUCGUGUGGCCCCAGUGGACGAUAGGCUGUUGUGGGCUCGAGGUUCCCGUUUGCCGGAUGUCGCUCGAGCAGUUUUCGGCCGUCACGGCCCGAAGCACGAGCCGCGCCCAGCUGUCGUCUCUGUCGUCGAAGACGGCCGAGAACAUUGCCGAAGUCUACCACGUGCUGGGAACGGCCGGCGUCACGCUCAGGGAAGCCCUCUCUGUCCUCCCGCCCGGCGUGAAUGUUAACCUUCAGGUCAUGUACCCGUCGCCGGAGGAGGAGGCCGCUUUGGCGCUCGGCCCGACACCCGACGUCAACGUCUUCGCCGACGCCAUUCUGUCGGUCGCCUUUGACCAUGCACGUGCCCAGAGGACUCAAUUCCAGUCUCCUGAAGUUGCCCGCUCCAUGGUCUUCAGCAGCUACAAUCCUCAGCUGUGCACCGCCCUGAACUGGAAGCAGCCCAAUUUCCCCGUCUUCCUCUGCAACGAGCUAGGCAGAGAAGAGGGGCUCUCCGGUGCCGGUAAGCUGCAAACCGGCGGAAGGAAGGGCACGUCGAUCAAGGAGGUGGUGCGAAUCGCGCAGAGCAACAAUUUCAUGGGGCUGAUAUGUUAUUCUCGCCUAUUGGAGAUGGUGCCCGCGCUGGUAGACGCGAUCAAGUCGCACGGGCUGGCGCUCGUCAUGGACAAGUCGACGGAUUCUCCCGACUCCAACCCCUUGUCAAACCCAUUCCCGCGACCACCAAAGGGCGUGGAUGGCGUCUUGAAGAAGCACGGCAUACUUCGCUUUAACGACUCGAUAGACAUGUAG